Molecule: messenger RNA, 717 nt
Organism: Zingiber officinale
Lineage: Eukaryota; Viridiplantae; Streptophyta; Magnoliopsida; Zingiberales; Zingiberaceae
Exons: 1
Coding region: 1-717 (238 amino acids)
Source: RefSeq, a predicted model, not a curated record
AUGGAUCCCGACGGCCUCCUGCGCCACGGAGGCGCCGCCGCCGCCUCAGGGAGAGGGCACCAGGAAAGUGCAGUUUACCGACUCGAUGUGCGGGCGGAGGAUGCGGACCUCCCGCCGGAGUCCAUUCAGGUCCCCAUCGGCGGCGAGGGGAUCGACUGGGCCUACCUCAACGCCGUCUUCGAACGCGAGGACUCCACCAAGGGCAGCACCAACCCCAAGUCGAGUUGCCACGCCAACUCCAAGUCCCGAUCCAUCUCCGAGCUGUCCUCCGCCAGCCUCAAGGCGAAGCCGCCCCCUGUCAUCGGCCUCCCCAGUUCGAUCCGGCCCUCCGCGGGGCGGUUUUCUAGAAGACAGCCGGCUGGCCGGAUCUUCAUCAGGAAGGGCAGCGCGCGGUCGCGCAGGGAGUCAGAGGAGGCGGAUCCGGGCUCGCCCAAGGUCUCCUGCUUCGGGAGGGUUCUUUCUGAGAGGGAGCGGAAGCAGGGGAAGCGGCAACCGGGGACCCGAUGGAUAUGCUGCCUCGGAUUCGGCGGCGGCGGCCCCGGCCCCGGCCCCGGCCCCGGCGCUGUGCUGACGGUCGAGGGGAGGAAGGAUUGCUCGCUCCCUUCGCCGGAGGACACCAGUAGGGGGCCGACGCAGGCGUUGGCCGGGUUGGGAGGGAUGAGGCGGCUCGCCUCCGGCCGGAGAGCGGAGUCGUCGGCGGAACACCCGGCGGACUAG